This is a messenger RNA of Penicillium oxalicum, 1341 nucleotides long. Its product is annotated as folliculin domain-containing protein. Gene Ontology annotation, molecular function: GTPase activator activity. The coding region runs from base 1 to 1341 and encodes 446 amino acids. The transcript is spliced from 2 exons. Gene Ontology annotation, cellular component: cytosol. The record is from RefSeq and is a predicted model, not a curated record. Gene Ontology annotation, biological process: positive regulation of GTPase activity; positive regulation of TORC1 signaling. Lineage: Eukaryota; Fungi; Ascomycota; Eurotiomycetes; Eurotiales; Aspergillaceae.
AUGGAUUUUAUCCUGUCUCUGACGCACUUUUGCGAACUGCAUGGCCCGACUUCUAUCAUCUGCUCCCAAGUUCUUCCGUUCGCCUGUGCACAAUGCCAUCCUGAUUCCGAACCCACGGCUGAGUCCGCCCCUCACGACACACGCGGCCAAAGUUCGCCAAAGACAUCCGGCCCCAUUGGUGAACCCGCGGGAUCCCGCUCCCCGAAGAUCGAAGACCACCCUUACUUCCUUCGUCCCCAACAAGCGGCCUCUCCCGAAGAACGAGCCCAGCGCGUUGGCGGCGCGGACGGCAACACAUGUGCGAGUUGUACCCUGUCGCUCCCCGAGGGAGUGAGCAAGCAGCUGCCAACAGGGGCUCCCGGAAGCCGCGAUGCCCAGGGCACCAGCAACAGCAGUCCUGUUCUCCGCUCCCGCGAGAUGGUCUAUUCGUGCGGCAACUCCCACGCUGAUGCUGAUGAUGACACUCCCGACUCUCAUACGCACGCCUCCCCGCCGGACUCGUUGCGCUCCACCUCGGUCGCAUCGGACACGUCCACCUCCUGCCAUACUCAUAUCCUGACUUACCUGUCUCUCCGCGGCCCUCCGAACCCGACUGACUACUCCCUUCUUCGCCGAUCCUCGAUCCGCACACUGAGCUGCGAGCUCUUGCCCCGCGGCCUGUCGUCGGGUCCGCUCUGUUUUGGCGACGCUUUGGCCGGAUACACCAUCGCAUACAUUUUCCGCCUGCCCGACCCGAUGGCGCGGGGAAAGCGACGCAGCUACGCCUUGAUUGCGCUUGCUGGCAAAGACGCUGGACGAGCAUUCCGUGCCUGCCCAAUCAUCUGGCGCGCAUUUGGACGUAUCGCGUCUGGAAUUGUGAGUGCGGCUGAACGGUACCAGGAGGAAGAGAAAAAGCGCGAGGAAUCAACCAGUGCGGCCGCACCAUCUGGUGACCGACAGUACACCGCCGUCUCAUCUUUCUUGACCGGCCGCGCGAGAGACCCUGGCGGACGAGUGCCCCGAGUGGGCCAGAUUCGCGCUCGAAACUUGGCGGAGAUUGUUGGCAACGAAUACAUCUUCGCUGAACUUCAUGCCAACUUUGUCGCCCUGCUUCAGCAAUUGGGAACCAUGUUUGGAGGGGUGCCUAUUUCUGAGGAGCGCUUCGUUUGCAGCACAGUCGGCGAUGAAGAAAACGUUCUCCCUCACCAACAUAAUCCUCUUUCUCCUGACUCUGAACGUUUCAAAAAACGCCGAUCUGUCGCCAAGUAUGACGGGAAUGACCUUGACAUGGCAAAACUUGAUAUUACCCCGGGCCCUCAACCUAUUCCGAUUUCCCACCCUCGAAGGUCUGUCCUAGCGUAG